This is a messenger RNA of Penicillium cataractarum, 1035 nucleotides long. Its product is annotated as GNAT family N-acetyltransferase. Lineage: Eukaryota; Fungi; Ascomycota; Eurotiomycetes; Eurotiales; Aspergillaceae. Gene Ontology annotation, cellular component: NatA complex. Gene Ontology annotation, biological process: mitotic sister chromatid cohesion. Bases 1 to 1035 code for a protein of 344 amino acids. The record is from RefSeq and is a predicted model, not a curated record. Gene Ontology annotation, molecular function: acyltransferase activity, transferring groups other than amino-acyl groups. The transcript has a single exon.
AUGGCCUACCAAUUCUUUGCCAAAAGCCCGGCGCGGUCCUCGAACCCGCCUGUAUCUCCUCCUCCGGCUCGACAGGCUCAGCCGCCUAUUCAUCCGCUUCCACCUCAACCGCCGCGGUCCGCAGUCGCGAGCCCUCGACCGACCGCGAAUGCCUCCAGCCAAGAGCCGUUUACGCCUUACCCGGGGGAUCUCUCCGCGAGCCAUGCAACCCCUCACUCGCAUAUCACGGUAGAAACGAUUCGCACGGCUCAUAUUCCUUCCUUGACGAGGAUAACGGGGUUACUGUUGCCUAUCCGCUAUCCAAGCUCGUUCUACACGACCACCAUCACAGACCCCAUCGUCGCGUCUCUAUCACGCGUCGCGAUCUACCAUGACCACCCGGUUGCUGCUGCGCCGAACUUGAGCGCCUCGUCUGGAUCAGAUAAAGUGAUUGGGGGUAUUCGGUGUCGCCUGGAGAGACAAGAUCCAGUUCAAGAAGUUCAAGGCCAUGUUGCCACGAACCUCUAUAUCCAAACACUCCAUCUGUUGUCACCUUACCGCGGCCAUGGCGUGGCUGCCUCACUAUUGAACUCCCUUCUUUAUGCAUCGCCACGAGAUCCCAAGGAUAAACUUCGAUUAUCCGAUAUCGUGAAGCACUACAAUAUCCGCUUCGUGACCGCGCAUGUCCACGAAGCUAACGAGGAUGGCUUGAGAUGGUAUAUCGCUCGUGGAUUCAAGGUGCAGGACGGUGUUGUGGAGGGAUACUAUCGUCGAUUACAGCCUUCAGGAGCCAGAGUCGUGCGGUUAGACAUACAAUGGGACGAAGAGGACAAUGGUCCAAGUCCAAUCACUGAGAAGAAGGAUGCCUCACAGAGUACAGUUCGAAGUGACCCCGACGAUGAAGGGUGGGAGAAACUCGAUGUUGAAGAUAGCGAAGAGGAUGAUCACGGCGUGCAACUAUUGGGCGAAUCUCAAGUCCUGGAAAAGGAUGAAAUGACGCCCUCGAGGAAGCGCAAGGCAGAGGAGGAGAAUGGAAAUAAGCCUCAGCGGAGGUAG